Molecule: messenger RNA, 942 nt
Organism: Ostreococcus lucimarinus CCE9901
Lineage: Eukaryota; Viridiplantae; Chlorophyta; Mamiellophyceae; Mamiellales; Bathycoccaceae
Exons: 1
Coding region: 1-942 (313 amino acids)
Biological process (GO): cellular response to misfolded protein
Cellular component (GO): endoplasmic reticulum membrane
Molecular function (GO): Hsp70 protein binding
Source: RefSeq, a predicted model, not a curated record
AUGGCCGAAAGGACCGUAAUAUACGACAUCCACGAUUUUUGUCCCCCCCCAACCGCGACGUCGCGCGUUCGUGCGUGUUACGGUUUCUUUGCGCGCGCCGACCGACCGGGCGCGACAUCUCGCGCGGCCGACAUCGUCGCGCGCCCGGCGAUGUCGACGUCGGAUCUCUCCGACGUCGAGACCGCGCGCGAGGCGCGCGCGGAGUCCGGUCGCGCCGCGUGCGCGCGCGUGCUCGCGACGCAGCGCGACUACUACCGCGUCCUCGAACUCCCGCGCGCGGCGAGCGCGGCGGACGUGAAGAAGGCGUACCGAAACCUCGCGCGCGUGCUGCACCCGGACAAGUGCGAUGACCCGCGCGCGACGGACGCGAUGGCGAUCGUCACCUCGGCGCACUCGACGCUGACGACGCCGGCGCUGAGGGCGGCGUACGACUUGUACGCGGCGCGCGUCGACGUCGGCGACGCGAACGCGGAUUCCUUCGGCGAGUGGCAGAGCAAGGAAGGCGCGGCGGCGGUGCAUCUGCCGCCGUGGUUGAUCAAAGCGAUGGCGACGCCGGUGUUGGCGCAACUCAUCGGGUUCUUGGCGCUGGUGCUGUUGUUGGCCGCGGCGGCGUUGGCGUUGGCGUUGGCGUUGGCGUACUUCGUCGUGCACAUGGCGUUUUGGUUCGCGUGCUGUUUCGGGUGCUGCGGCUCGUGCUGGCCGCGUUACGGCAUGGGCGCGCGCGUUCACGCCAAGCGUCAGGCCCGUUUCACGGAGAUGCUCAAGGAUUACGAGCGCGCCGCGAUGGAGGCGUCGGCGCGCGGCGACGAGGGACCCGCGCCGACGGUUUUCUUCGCGCAGUGGAACGUCGACCACCCGGAGCCGGAUUGGGUCGAGCGCAUUCGCGAGGAGGACCGCGCCGAGGCCGCCGCGCGCGCGUCGCCGGCGUACGGCGCGACGUGA